AAAUAACUUCCUUUUAUUAUAUUCAUCACGUUUUAUUUAUAGACCCCCGCCAUUAUGGAAUAUGUUGCACGACUUUAACUUUCCUGUAACCAAACAAAAUGGAUAAUUCCGGAAUUUGCGCCAGAUCCAAGGAUGGCAGUAUAAAAUGCUGUGUAAACCAUUAUUUGAAAGAAAAUUCCUGUGUAGAAUGCCCGCUCGGAUCUUUUGGUUGGGGUUGUAAAACUCUUUGCCCUGCUGGAAGUUACGGUUGGUUGUGCUCAAACCAAUGCAAUUGUCUGGAUCAUGUUUGUGACUACGUCAAAGGUUGUACAACAAAGAACAGAACGGCUAGUACCAUUCUGCCUGCUACGACAUCGAGAAUUCCCACAGGUUCCAGAUCAGACAUUCAAAGCACGUCAGGUGAUAGUUCCACUGGUUUGGGGUUGAAAUCCACAAUGCAACCAAUAUUUACAUCACCAACAUUAUCAAUAUCGAAUAUUAUACAGUCAACGUCGACAAUCUUAAUAUCGACAAUGACCAAAACAGCUGGGGUGAAACCUGAUAAACCCGCGUCCGAUUUUGCCAUUUUUCUUGUUCCUAUUGGGAUUAUCAUUGUAAUACUACUUAUCGUGAUUAUCCUACUUAUUGCUUGGAAACUCAAUUUAGUUCAACGUCACAAUCAGAUUUUGACUUCAGAGGUAGCUACUUUAAAGAAGAUACCUGCAACCGAUAUAGAAUCAGCGAACUAUGAGGAAAUCAACACUGUAUCAGAUCGGAUUGGAGUUAAGGAAAGCUAUCGAAAUUUUCACACGAUAUCUGAGCCAGAUGUUUAUCAGUUAUCGCUCUCUAAGUACCAGGAAAUUAAUGCAGAGGAAGAGAAAAUCACAGAACAUUCAACAAUGGAAAAUGAAGCUGAGAUAAACACCUCGGUCAUGUAUCUCUUACCCACGACAGCUACAUCAAAACACACCUAUAUUGACAUUGUAGAAUCCUCCCCCGAGAUCAGCGAGACGUGGAAAAGAAAUAGUGAUGAUAGUGAGACAGUUUCAGUAACAGAGAAAUAUGAUGAUACCAUCUGCUCUCCGUAUUAUGAGUGCAUAUCAUCCGAAAACAUGUACUUACACCCCAUUUAAAAAUUAUAAUAUACGAUCGCGAAAAGAUGUAUAUUUAAAUAUCAUCUAGGAUAAUCAAUGUAAAAAGAAUAGAAAUGUGUUUAUAGAUUUACCUUACGCGAGUCGAAUCAGUUGAGAGACGUAAAUAUUAUAUGCAGGCAAUAAUGGAAUAUUGCUACAUAAAUAUGGGAAGUUGACGAUGACGAAGCUGAAGUCACACCGUUUUUUCAAAAGACUAAGUUGUUGCUUUGUCUUUUAUGUCUAUGUUCAAUACAAUUUCCAAAUCUGAA
Molecule: messenger RNA, 1381 nt
Organism: Ostrea edulis (European flat oyster)
Lineage: Eukaryota; Metazoa; Mollusca; Bivalvia; Ostreida; Ostreidae
Exons: 4
Coding region: 99-1112 (337 amino acids)
Molecular function (GO): scavenger receptor activity
Source: RefSeq, a predicted model, not a curated record